Osmia lignaria (orchard mason bee) is the source of this 2800-nucleotide messenger RNA. RefSeq names its product NADP-dependent malic enzyme (gene Men). Gene Ontology annotation, biological process: malate metabolic process; pyruvate metabolic process. NCBI's taxonomy places the organism in Eukaryota, Metazoa, Arthropoda, Insecta, Hymenoptera, Megachilidae. Gene Ontology annotation, cellular component: mitochondrion. The record is from RefSeq and is a predicted model, not a curated record. Gene Ontology annotation, molecular function: NAD binding; malate dehydrogenase (decarboxylating) (NADP+) activity.
CGAACGUCAGUUACGUUUGCGUUCUACUCGUGCUCGGAAGGAUCGAUUUCACUGAACGAAAGUUGUUUCAAAAAGCAAACUGUUUUUCUACGUGAUAAGAGCAUAGUAUUAAACUAAUAGAACAUCGUUUUAUUAAGUUAUGGACGAUCGUUUUUAUUGAAUUUUUUGUUGAAUUUCAAUCGUCUGCAAUGGGAAAUCCACACUCAAAAGACGUCCGUAACGGACUGCGAAGUUGUAAAGUGAUCCACAGUAGUAGCCAGUUGACCUACGACGACAAAUCUUCAACAAUGUCAGCUCUUCACCGAGAUCAGCUUGGUCAGCGGGGACAUGGAGACAGCGUCUGUGCGAGUUUACUUCGUGGCCUUGAUCAUCUGAAAAACCCACAGUUGAAUAAGGGUAUGGCAUUUUCCAUUGAGGAAAGGCAAGUAUUGGGUAUCCAUGGUCUCCUACCAGCAGUUGUGAAGACUCAGGAAGAGCAACUGGAACUGUGCCGCCUAAAUCUGGAUCGCUACCCAGAUGAUCUAUCAAAAUAUAUCUACCUCAUUGGCCUACUGGAUAGAAAUGAAAAACUCUUUUACCGUAUGCUCGCUGAUGAUGUGGCAAAACUGAUGCCUCUGGUAUACACACCAACAGUAGGUCUAGCUUGUCAAAAGUUUGGCCUGAUCUACAGAAGACCCCGUGGUAUGUUCAUAAGUAUAAAUGACAAAGGCUACAUAUAUGAUAUUUUGAAAAACUGGCCUGAACACGACGUACGAGCCGUCGUUGUCACUGAUGGUGAGAGAAUACUUGGGCUGGGUGAUCUGGGUGCCUAUGGAAUGGGAAUACCUGUUGGCAAGCUGUCCUUGUACACUGCACUGGCUGGUAUUAAACCACAUCAAUGUUUACCUAUUACUCUGGAUGUUGGUACCAACACUCAGUCUUUGUUGGAUGACCCACUGUACAUUGGCCACAAGCACAAACGUGUCACUGGUCAAGAAUAUGAUGACUUCCUGGACGAAUUCAUGACCGCAGUGGUCAGGAGAUACGGACAGAAUACAUUGAUCCAAUUUGAAGAUUUCGGAAACGCCAAUGCGUUUAGACUGCUUCAAAAAUAUCAGGACAGUUACUGUACCUUCAACGAUGACAUCCAAGGAACAGCUGCUGUCGCUGUUGCUGGUUUACUGGCAUCCCUUCGCGUUACACACACUAAACUGUCGGAGAAUACAAUUGUUUUCCAGGGAGCUGGAGAGGCUUCGUUAGGUAUCGCAUGGCUAUGCGUUAUGGCGAUGGAGAGAGAAGGUAUUAGCAAGGAGGAAGCUAAAAAGAAAAUCUGGAUGGUUGAUUCAAAAGGAUUAAUAGUCAAGGAUCGUCCAAAAGGUGGACUGACGGAGCACAAGCUGCGCUUUGCUCGAGAUGACAAACCAAUUGACACUUUGUUGGACGUGGUGAAAACUGCGAAACCUACUGUACUUAUCGGAGCAGCCGCAGUUGGCGGUGCUUUCACUACUGAAAUACUGGAAGAAAUGGCUAAAAACAACGAAACACCAGUUAUUUUUGCUCUCAGCAAUCCAACAAGCAAAGCAGAAUGUACUGCCGAACAAGCAUACACUGCUACAAAGGGAAAAUGUGUAUUUGCCAGUGGAUCACCAUUCGAUCCAGUGACAUACAACGGCAAGACUUACAGUCCUGGUCAGGGAAAUAACAGUUACAUUUUCCCUGGUAUUGCGUUGGGUGUAAUAUGCUGUUGUAUGCGUACAAUUCCUGAUGCCGCAUUCCUCGUCGCUGCUGAAACAUUAGCUCAGAUUGUUUCUGAUGAAGAUUUGGCGAGUGGAAACCUGUACCCACCGUUGCAAGAUAUCCAAAAAUGUUCAUUGACGAUAGCUGCUGAAGUCAUGAAAUGCGGUUAUGCAAGUGGUCUUGCAGCACUUCAUCCAGAACCUGAGGACUACAAGGAAUUCAUCAAAGCACAACUGUACGAUCCAACUUAUAAAUCAUCAGUACCUCCAGUAUAUAAGUGGCCUAAAGCAUAAAUGUAUUUUCUACUGCCAUUUUCAAAUGCAACGCUUUGAUACGACGUCGAGUAUAAAAAUGUACACGACAGAUGUGUACUACCUUUUUCUUUUUAAUUUGGCAUGGUAUUGUAAGAGCCUGUUGAGCAGGUUUUUCAUAUAACUAUAUUGAGUCUUUGUACGUAUGAGUAAUAAUCAGCAUGGGUGUUGUGUAUGUGAGCAUGUAUAGAUAUCUAUUUCGAAAAAGGAAAGAUUUUAUUCUGAACUGUGUAUAAAUGUAUCCGCUACUGAUAGUUUUAAAUUAUUGGGAUGAUAAAAUGUUUGAUUUAUCGGUUUAACGAAUAAAAAAUUUCAAAUGAUUAUUUGAAAGAAAUGUGUUUAUUGCUACUCGAAACAGCAUUCCUCACAGUGCCCAGGACAUAAUUCUUCUUCUUUGUACGAGCAGCAGGGUGUUUUAAACUUCCGUCACGUUGUAUAUUCAAUUAAGAACCGAAAGAGACAAACAAGACGUACAUAUGAGCGAAAGUUUUAUAAUUUAAAGGUAUUCAUCUAUUAAACGAAGUAAAAAGCAGAGGCGUCUUUAUGUACUUAAAGCUCGCGCUUUUUCACAGAUAUAUAGGCAAUACACGCGUAAACUCGUUGUCAGUGUAUUGAGUACUUAGAACCGUAUCAAAUUCGCCCCAUCCUUUUCUUCUACCGAAUCUCUUAAGGACUGAUGAAACUUAAAACACACAUGAUUGUCUGCAACCUCGUAAAGACAAUACAACGAAAUUCAUUUAGACGUGGAACUAAAAAAAAAAAAAAAAAAAAAA